AUGCACUUUACAUACAAAAAAAGAAAUUCAACGUUCAAGAGAAGACAAAGUACUUCUCAAAGACAAGAAAUUCAAUUUAACUUUAGAAAAAGAAAAGAUAAAGAUGAAAAUGAGAAUGAUACAUCUUUGACAACAUCAACAACAAAUGAAACGGAAACUGUAAAUAAUAUUAAUAAUAAUGAUGGUGCUAGUGUCAAUGAUGAUAAUGAUAUUGAUUUGACAUCAACAACAACAACAACAACAACUACUUCGACUACUACAACUACAACAAACGAAUCAAAUCAAAAGAUAGUAGUAGAAGAUCCUGUUGUUGUUGAGGAAGAUGAAAAAAAUAAUACAUCAGUUGAACAAAUGGAGAAUGUUGAAAAGAAUCUUAGUCAAUUCAAGAUUGAAUCACCAUCACAAGAAUUAAAACUUAAACUAAAGACUCAUGGUAAUGAUGGUGAUGGUAUGGACAAUGAUCAUGACAAAGAGACAUCAUCAUCAUCAUCAUCUAUCUUGGAAAAUGAUAAUGAUGAAAUAGUAGUGGAUCAAGCAAACUCUUUGAUAUCACCAUCAAAGUCUAUACCAUUCCAAUCAAUGAUUGAAUCAGUUACUGGUAAUAAUGCAAUGAUGCUUUCACCAUCAUCUCCUACAACACCUGGUUCUUUAUUGUAUAGUUCAUCCAACAGUACUAGCAGUAGUGUUACUACCACUAGUAGUAGUUCAAUAUCAUCUCCAUCAAAACCAUCAUCAUCAACUGUCCUUCCACAAUUGACACCAAAACAACAUAAAAAGAAAAUUAAAACAAUUCAUAUGGAUGAUUCACCUUCAUCAACUAGUUUAAAUCAACAAUUAAUCGAACAACAAGAAAAAGAAAAAGAAGAAAAAGAGGAAGAGUUGGAAAAGAUAGAAAUCAUUGAACAACCAGUCGAACCACCAAAAGUUGAAUCACCACCAAAACCAGUUGUCAAAGUAAACAUUACCAAAGAGAAAAAAGAAAUUAUAGAUAUUUUUAGAAGUACAAUUUCAACACAAUUAAAUAAUACUCCAUCCCAAUUUAAACCUUUUGUUAGGGAAAUAUGUAAAAAUUUUACAAUCGAAAUAUCAAAGUUGACAAUACCAAAAAUUAAAGAUAUUAAUAAUCAACAUUUAUUAGAGAUUGUAAAACUUUCACCGCCUCCUCCUACUCCUACACCUACUCCAACCCCUUCAACUGCUGUUGAUCAAAUAGAUCAACAUAAAAUAUUUAUUUACAAGAAUAUGAAAAAUUUGGAAAUGGAAAUGAGAAUUAAUACUCUUAAAACUUUGUUGGAACGAUGGAAACGAGAAGAGAAACAAUGGAGUUUAAUCAUAUCGGAGUAUUUAAAUAAUGGUAAAGAUAAUAUUAUUGAAAAAACUCCUUCACGACCUACCAAUAGAACCAAUAAUCCAAUUGGUAUUAAUUCCACUGCAAAGAAACAACAACCACCACCAUCAUCUGUACAAAAGAAAGAAAAUAAUAAUAAUUCAAACAAUAUCAUCCCAUUUAAUCUUUUUACUCCUAUUAAAAUUGAUAAUAUCAAGGAUCAAAAAGAAAAAGAAAAAGAAAAACAACAACAACAACAACAACAACAAGAGUUGGUUCAACAACCAGAUUCAAAUAUUCAAAAAAUUAAAAAUGAUUUGUUAAAAUUGUCCAUUCAUUUGGAUGAAAUUUUACCAAGAUUGAAACAAACAGAACACAACUCUUUGGAAAUUCAACAACACUAUAACCUCAUGGAGAAAAUAAUUAAAUCAAAAGUAUUGAUGAAAUAUAUAUUCUCAUUUACAAAGAGAUGUAAUAACUUUUUAUGUAAUCAUCAGUAUGACCAACUGUGCAAGGUCAAGCAAUUGAUCAAAGAUAAGAGAUAUGCAUUGUUAAAGGACAGAUUAGAGAGUAAACAUCAAUGCUACAUCAAGUACUCGACGAUACUGUAUGCUUGUGAGCACCUGACAGACGUCACUGUGUUUCAAAGAUUGUUUGAACGAUUUCAACCAAUGUUUGUCGGUAUUAAAGAAUUGAUGAUUGCAGCUAGUAAUAGUGGAAACAUUAAAGUAUUUAAAAUAUUGGAGCAACACUCACAGACAACAAUACUAUCUAAAUUGAACAACCCAGGUCACAACACACCAUCAUGGAAAAAGGAAGAGUUGGUACUACUGAUUAGACGUCUAAUCAAUCACAGACACUUGGAGAUGGCUCAAUACCUAUUACAACAACAUGGUCGAAAGAUAUUGGGAAUCAAAAAGCCAGACAACAUGGUCUACUCUGAUCAUUCAGACAUUAUCAAAAAGUUUGCUACCACUAUCACUGCCAACACUUGGAAACAUGACUUUGUCUACAACUAUUUCAUCGGUCUAUUAUAUCAUCAACAACAUUUAGAACAACUUGACAUUAACAAUUGGAAAUUUAAAAAUAAUCAAUUCAAUCAAUUAUUAUUUACACUAUCAACUUUAAAAUCAAAUUAUCAUCUUUAUAUAAUUAAUCAUUUAUUUGAUCAAAAUGAUAUAAAUCUAUUAUCACCAAUAAUAAUCAUUAAAAUAUUAAAUGUUCUACUUCAACAACAACAACAAAAUAAUAAUAAUAAUAACUGUAAUAUUAAUAAUAACUUAAAUAAUUGUUACUUUAUUUUAAUAUUGGAGAUGAUGGAAAAAAUAUAUUCAAAGGAAUUAUUAAAACCUUCAAGAUUACAAGAGGUGAUUGAUAAGUUAAAAAGUCAAAAGGAUAAGAUUAUAGAUAGAAUCAUAACUAGUGACAAUGUUGAAGAGAUGGAACAAUACCUUGGACAAGAUAGCAAGACUGUUGAUUUAUUCAAAUUCCUAAACAAGAAUCAGUUUUCCAAACUACCAUUAAAACAAUUCAAGAGACAAUUGGAAUCAAAGUUGGCAUUGGUACAAAAGGAUUCAGAUCAACAACAACAUUCACAGAAUCUACAUAAACAAGCAAUGGAAUUAUUUCAUUAUCUGUUGGUUGAAACGAGGGUUCAGUCGGAAAAGAUCAAAUAUUUUAUUGAUAAUUUUCCAUGUCUAUUAGAGACGGUACCAAAAUUGAUCAAAACAAAGACAAAUACAUGGAUUGAUGAUUUGGAUAUUGUUAAAUCAAUCUAUCAAUAUUGGGAACAAAACAAGUGUACAGACAAAUUUCAAAUCAAUACAAACAAUCUUUACGUAUUGGAAUUUAUGAUUAAUCAAGAGUUGUUGGGAAGAGGUGUAGCUCCAUCUUCUUCAAUCCCCUAUAAUUUGAUAAUCAAAUGUUUUCAAAUGGCAAUUAAACUUGGUGAUUUAGAAUUUAUUAAAAAGGAUUUUCAACCUCCAAAUAUUAAUUUAAAAUUAUCAACUUCUUCAACCAAUUCAACCUCUUCAAAUAUAUCCUCUUCUUCCUCCUCAUCUUCAUCUACUUCUUCAUCUUCUUCAUUUAUGAAAUACAUUUUAGAUCAAUCAAAUAUAAUUCAACAAUUAUUUAUUUAUAGUUGUAUUUGGUCACCAAAUGUAUCGAUUAUUUAUUAUUUUAAUCAAUUUGUACAUUUUAAAAAAGAUGAAGAGUCUCCUAAACUACUCUUUGAAUCAAUUGGAAGACAUGGAGAAUUGGAAAGAUUUGAAAUGGUGUAUCAACACUUUCAAGAUCUCAUCGUACAUGGACGUGCCAAUUUGACCAAAAUACUCAAACAAGCAACACUUGCCAACAAUCUAGAGUUGAUUCAAUACAUUUUCCGUCAACCGUGGCUUGAUCAACAUGCAAUGCCACCGACAAUGAUUGAAAUUGUUGGAUACAACAAACAUUGUCAUCGACAAAUACUAGAGUGGUGUGCCAGCGAGUUUACCAUUGAAUGGAAAACAAAAGCACAAGAAAUAUUCUAUCAACAUUUACAAACUGGUACUCUAGAGUCGUUGGAUUUCAUCUUUUCAACCAUCUCUUAUGAAUCCAACAAAUCUUCAUUCGACGCAAUCUUUAAUUCCUACCUAUCACUCAUUCAAUCAAAUAAUAGAUUAGAUAUUUAUUCAUAUCUAACAAAUAUUAAAAAAGUUAAUAUAAUAAGUAAAAAUAAAUUAAAAUUAAGUAAAUAG
Cavenderia fasciculata is the source of this 4062-nucleotide messenger RNA. RefSeq lists its product as uncharacterized. The transcript has 5 exons. The record is from RefSeq and is a predicted model, not a curated record. Lineage: Eukaryota; Evosea; Eumycetozoa; Acytosteliales; Cavenderiaceae. Bases 1 to 4062 code for a protein of 1353 amino acids.